AAGCCAAUAGUGCGCUAAUAGAAUUACUUCCAGAACAAAGAGUAAAGUUAUGCGAAAUAAUCAAAAAGUAUCCAUUAAAUAAUAUUUUUAAUACUGAUGAAACGGGUUUAUAUUUUUGUAUAGCACCACAUCAAAUGCUCGCAUCACAACUACAAUCGAGUUGCAAGAAG
This is a messenger RNA of Racocetra persica, 170 nucleotides long. Lineage: Eukaryota; Fungi; Glomeromycota; Glomeromycetes; Diversisporales; Gigasporaceae. The record is from the annotation of a GenBank genome assembly.